This is a messenger RNA of Megalobrama amblycephala (Wuchang bream), 5778 nucleotides long. RefSeq names its product multiple EGF-like-domains 6a (gene megf6a). Lineage: Eukaryota; Metazoa; Chordata; Actinopteri; Cypriniformes; Xenocyprididae. Gene Ontology annotation, molecular function: calcium ion binding; scavenger receptor activity. The record is from RefSeq and is a predicted model, not a curated record.
UGGAGACAUAUCAGGAGACACAUAGCCACUAGAAAAUACAUGUCUGUCAAUGCAGAAAGAGAGAGAGAGAGAAAGAGAGAGAGAAUGAAAUUACUUGACUCUGAUGCCAGGACACACAGCUUAUUUAAAUAGCUACUCAAGCCCACAGCAGCAGUUGUUCUCUCCUGUUGCAUAAUGGACAUGCUGAGAGUGUGUUUAUCUUGUUUUCUUUGCAUGAUCUUAUUUAUUUCUAUUUGAGUGAGGUCUAUAACAUAUUGCGCUUGGACAAUGCUGUCAGAUUGGAUAAGGUUAGUGCUCGUAUUUACCUUCUGGACACAGCUGGUCCCAGGUUUGGGUGCUGGGAAUACACGUUACGGCUACUAUCACAGGAACUGCUACACCUGCUUCAACGGAUAUCAUGGAUACAACACAAGACACUUGGGGGCAGAUAUUGACGAGUGCCAGGUUCACAACGGAGGCUGCCAACAUAGGUGUGUGAACACCAGAGGCUCCUUCUACUGCGAGUGCAACCCGGGGUUUCGCCUCCACAUUGAUGGCCGCACCUGCAUAGCUGUCCUAUCCUGUGCAGUGAAUAAUGGUGGCUGUGAGCAUGAAUGUGUCCAGCUUUCCCCUGUUCACGUCCAGUGCCGCUGCAGACGCGGAUACCAGCUCACAGCUGAUGGCAAGCGCUGCAGACUGAGGAACCCAUGUACGGAGAGGAACGGCGGCUGUAUGCACUUAUGUCGCAGCGACGGCGGUCAUGCUGCGUGCAGCUGUCGCCAAGGCUUCACGCUGGCCCCGGACCAGAAGAACUGUGAAGAUGUUGAUGAGUGUGAAACGGGACUGGCGGCAUGCGCUCACAAUUGCCGGAAUACCCCGGGCUCUUUCUCCUGCGUCUGCAAUCCAGGAUAUGAGCUGGGCUCUGAUGGCAGGAAAUGCUACCGUAUUGAAAUUGAGAUUGUUAACAGUUGUGACUCCGAUAACGGUGGCUGUUCACACCACUGUCAGCACGGCACACUCGGACCCGUCUGCAGCUGUAACCAGGGUUAUCAGCUCACAGAGGACCUCAAAACCUGUUUGGAUCUGGAAGAAUGUGAGGAGGGAACUUCAUGUUGUGAGCAGGACUGCACAAACUACCCUGGAGGUUAUGAGUGCUACUGCAGGGCGGGAUACAGACUCAAUGCAGAUGGAUGUGGAUGUGACGAUGUGGAUGAGUGUCUGUCUGAUAAUGGGGGCUGUGAGCACACUUGUCAGAACACAGCUGGCUCCUAUCACUGCUUCUGUCGGUUUGGAAACCGGCUCGCUGACGAUAGACAUUCCUGCAUCCCCCUGGAGAGAGCAGUUGAGGAAUUGUCCAGUCCAGUGGUGGUUGAGAGACCUUUCCUUCAUCUCACUCUCCUCCAGGACUACCCACAACCCCUGGAGCGCUAUCACGACUAUGAAGAAGACAGUUUCGGAGAGCUGCGGGCAGAGAGCACCCUAUCUGAGAAAUUUGUGUGUUUGAAUGGGACAUUUGGCCAUGACUGCAGCCUGACGUGUGACGACUGCUCUAACGGAGGACUGUGUAACGCUGACAGAGAUGGUUGUGACUGCCCGGAUGGUUGGACAGCGAUCAUCUGUAACCAAACCUGUCCAGAGGGAACAUUUGGCAGAAACUGUUCUUUCUCUUGUAAGUGCAAAAACGGUGGCACCUGCAACCCGAUUAGUGGGAAGUGCCGCUGCCCACCUGGAGUCAGUGGAGACCUGUGCCAGGACGGUUGUCCAAAGGGACUAUAUGGAAAGCACUGCAACAAGAAAUGUAACUGUGCCAAUAACGGCCGAUGUCACCGCACAUAUGGAGCCUGCCUGUGUGAUCCAGGGCUCUACGGCAGGUUUUGUCACCUACCAUGCCCCAAGUGGUCAUAUGGAUCUGGAUGCUCAUCGGAGUGUCAGUGUGUGCAGCAGAACACACUUGAGUGCCAUCGACGUUAUGGAACAUGUGUGUGCAAGCCUGGCUAUCAGGGCAAGACCUGCAACCUAGAGUGUGAUAGUGGAUACUAUGGUCCAGGAUGUAAAUCAAAAUGCCAGUGUCCAGUGGGAGUGUCUUGCCAUCACAUGACUGGACAAUGUCAGCGGCAGUGCCCAGCCGGUCUGUACGGGGAACACUGCGAACGAGAGUGCCCUGUGGGACAGUUUGGAGUUGGAUGCUCACAGUUUUGUGACUGUAACGGAGCUCCAUGCGACUCAGUGACCGGGCAAUGUCACUGUCCCGCUGGGCAGACGGGGCAACACUGUGAGGAAGAGUGUGAAGAGGGCCGUUGGGGACUGGGAUGUGCAGAGUUCUGUCCUUCCUGUAAUAAUAAUGGUGGAGUGUGUGAUCGGCAAAAAGGCACCUGCGUUUGUCUGCCGGGAUACAUGGGAGAUCUCUGUCAGAAUGUCUGCCCAGUUGGCUACUUUGGCCUCAGCUGCCAGUUGCGCUGUUCCUGUGAAAACAGUGGGCAUUGCCACCACGUGACGGGUCUCUGUGUUUGUAAAGAUGGCUGGACAGGGCCCAACUGCGCAAAAGCUUGUGAGCCGGGACGCUGGGGGCUGAACUGUGCCAACCAGUGUGACUGCAGGAGCAGCGUGGGCAGCUGUGACCCUGUGACUGGGCUGUGCCAUUGUGACGUAGGCUUCACGGGACCACGCUGUGAUCAAAAGUGUCCCCAGGGUUUCUUCGGCCAGGGCUGCCGCUACAGAUGCCAGUGUGAGAAUGAAGCAGCGUGCGAGCAUGUGAGCGGUGCCUGUACUUGUUUACCAGGCUGGACUGGAACGUACUGUGAAAAACCAUGUCCUGAGGGCUUUCAUGGUUUUGAGUGUCAGCAGAAGUGCCAAUGCUUGAAUGGUGGCCGUUGUCGCCCCGUGACUGGAGACUGCCAGUGUCCAUCUGGCUGGGUCGGGCCCCUUUGCAAAACCACAUGUGAAGAUGGCAACUAUGGCCCUGGCUGCAAUCAAACCUGUAACUGCCACAAUAAUGCCACCUGUGACCCUGCUGAUGGGCGAUGUGAGUGUGGAGCAGGAUGGACAGGGAGCAGCUGUGAACAAGAGUGCACAGCUGGCUUCUAUGGUGUGGGCUGUCACCAGCACUGCCUGUGCCAGAAUGGAGGGUCAUGUGACCGAAUCAGUGGGCACUGCACAUGUCUUAGUGGAUGGACUGGAGUGGCCUGUGAACUGGAAUGCGCUCUGGGACACUUUGGUAUCGACUGUCAACACAAAUGCGAGUGUGAGAACGGUGGCGUUUGUGACCGAGAGAGUGGCAAGUGUUCCUGUCCAGCAGGCUGGAUGGGCACACGCUGUGAGAUGGCAUGUACUCAAGGUUUGUAUGGUCCAGGCUGUAAGGAGCAUUGCAGGUGUGAUCACAACGCCCCAUGUCAUCACAUCACUGGCACCUGCAUGUGUCCGGCAGGCUGGAGAGGGUCACACUGCGAGAAAAUUUGUUUACCCGGUUCAUAUGGGAAGCGGUGUGCUCAGCGAUGCCACUGUCCUCGGGGCACUUCCUGUAACCAUGUGACCGGGGAGUGUGGAUGCCCACCUGGUUUUACUGGUAACGGCUGUGAGCGAAUGUGUCAGUCAGGUACGUUUGGACUGAACUGUAAUCAGGUGUGUCAGUGCUCUGAGGUUAAUCAGCUCUGCCAUCCCGUCACUGGUGUGUGCUACUGUGCUCCAGGAUACCAUGGCAACAAGUGUGAUACAGAGUGUGAGGUGGGCCAUUAUGGUCCCAACUGCGAGAAGAAGUGCCAGUGUCUGAAUAACGGAGUGUAAGACAGCACUGGCACCUGCACCUGCCCAGCAGGAUACAUUGGACCAAACUGCAAUAUCACUUGUCCAUCAGGCCGUUACGGGCAAGACUGUGCACGAGUAGCUUUGUGUGGUGAAGGGGCCCGGAGCGAUCCGGUCACAGGCAGAUGUGUGUGCAAAGCUGGCCAGCGAGGGGAAGACUGUGGGAAAGGCUGUGCUAAGGGCUGGUUUGGGGAAGACUGUGCUCAGCGCUGUAACUGCAGUAAUGGAGGAGUGUGUGAUGCUGUCACAGGAAACUGUACCUGUGGGCUGGGCUGGACAGGAGACAGCUGUGAUAAAGAGUGUCCCAGAGGGAGAUAUGGCGCUGACUGCAGGGAAAUGUGUGACUGUAAAAAUAAUGGCACUUGUGACAGAGUGACGGGCGAGUGUCACUGCCCUCCUGGGUACUAUGGGCAUCUCUGUGAACAUGCAUGCCCUGUUGGUUUCCAUGGUCAUCGCUGCCAGUCUCUGUGUGACUGCCGGGCCAAUGCACCUUGUGACCCUGAAACGGGCCGCUGCCUCUGUCCUUCUGGUUACCAAGGACUCCGCUGUGACAGAGAGUGUGAGCCAGGAAAAUUCGGGUCUAAUUGUGUCCACAAAUGUGACUGUGACGGAGACACACCAUGUGACCCUGUCAGUGGCAGGUGUCUGUGUGCACCUGGAAAAAUGGGAUCACGAUGUGAUACAGACUGUGGAGUAAAUCGAUUUGGGCCUGACUGCUCAGAGAGAUGUGAAUGUCACAACGGAGGCCAGUGCAAUCCACGCAAUGGACGCUGCACCUGUCUGAACGGUUGGGUCGGACCGAGCUGUCAAGAGGGGCUUACAUCGAGUCACAGUACUAGCAGAAACAAAAGGAAGGACUCGUCAGUAUAGCAGUCUCACGGUUUCUUACCCAGUUCAGUAACAGACACGGACAGUGUCGCUGACUAUAAACUGACCUGCCUUGAAUUUUCGCCUUGUAGCACAGAUCUUUGAACACAAAAAGUCCAUCAAACAAUCUGACAAGGACAAACUCUUGUGGCAGUAGAGACUUCCAUUAGUUGGUUAAUAAAUGAUAAACUUUCUCAUGGAAAAGUGGACAUCAAGUUCAACAUGAAGGAGAAGACUUGUCAUAUUGAAGCUCCUCCUGGAUGAGGACAAAUUCAACCAUUUUUUGAAGAGUUUUUCAGCAUCAGUUCUGCUCAGGGAGAUCGAGCUUUUAGAAGACUUUAGUUAGUUUAACUGUAAUCAAGAAAAGCACAAAAUGAAGGCCUUCGGUUCACCUGAAACUGAAUCCCAUCACCACUGCGAUCCUAAACAAAGGCCUUAAAGGGAUAGUGCACCCCAAAAUCAAACUUCUGUCAUUUAUUUACCCAUUUAACUCCAGAUUUUGUCUCAAGUGGAAAUUUUUGCAAUUGUUGUAAGAUACUUUGAGUAAAACGCAUGUUAAUGGUAUUAUUUUUGAACAUUUACAAGUAAUAACUUCUUUAAGAAUUUAGAUAGAAUUUUGCACAAAAUUGAGUGAAUAUGUUACGGUGUAUAAUAUUUGGGUGUUGAUAUAUAUUGUCCAUAUUCAAAACUUUGAACUUUUUUGAAACAUAUAAAAAUAUGAAACUGGAGUCAUUUAUUACCUGUGUACAUACUGUAUGAAUGUAAAAGUUUUUUUUUUUUUUUUUUAUGUGAAUGUUUCUGUACAAUUUUAUUUUAAAGAAAACUGUACUGUAAACCCUUAUAACUUGUAGGGUUUUUGCUAGAUUUAUUUUUGUAUUGUACCUUAUCUACAUAACUACACCAUGUGCAUUUGUAAAGUGUGAAUUGCAUUCUUAAUGCAGACUAUAUGAACUCAAAGGAAAUGUAUAUUUCAGCAUUUCUGCAGCUAAGUCAGGGCCAAAAAUAGCACUUAAAUUCUUCUGUUUUCAGCAACCAUGGCUAACAUGGUUGAUGCUUUUUCUUUGUUUUGUAACAGUUGAUUUUCUGAAAGCUUACACAUUUUUUAUUCAUGAUUAAACAUCUUUUUUUAAUGUU